AUGUUCAUUCUCACGCGCUUCACAGAUCUCAUUCGACUCGAUCCCACCAGCUUCAAAAAGCCGCUCAACGACGCUAUUGUGGACGAGAUUAACAACUGCUACGCUAACAAAAUCAUCGACGGAGUGGGUCUGUGCAUCUGUGUCUAUGACCUGAUCACUGUCGGCGAAGGCCAGGUCAUGUCCGGCGACGGUGCUGCAUUUGUGAAAAUCACCUUCAGAAUGGUGGUUUUCCGGCCGUUUGUGGGAGAGGUACUAGAGGGCUGGAUCUCCAGCUGUACCGCGGAAGGAAUCAAGGUGAAGAUGGAGUUCUUCGACGACAUUUUUAUCCCCGCACACCUGCUGUUUGAAAACUCGCAGUUUGUCGCCCGAGAACAGGCCUGGAUGUGGUGUCCUGACGAGGAGCAGGAGCUGUUUUUGGAUACCAACGAAAAGAUCCGGUUCCGAAUCGAACAAGAAAAGUUCCAGGACCUGCCUCCACUCAAGCAGGGCUACGCUGGAAGUGCUGCUCCUAACGACGAGCAGGACCCCGAGAAGCCAGGUGUUCCUCCUUACUCUCUGAUUGCCAGUUGCCAGGGAGAAGGCAUGGGUCUGGUGUCUUGGUGGGAGUAA
Yarrowia lipolytica CLIB122 is the source of this 609-nucleotide messenger RNA. RefSeq lists its product as uncharacterized. Gene Ontology annotation, cellular component: RNA polymerase III complex. The record is from RefSeq and is a predicted model, not a curated record. NCBI's taxonomy places the organism in Eukaryota, Fungi, Ascomycota, Dipodascomycetes, Dipodascales. Gene Ontology annotation, biological process: DNA-templated transcription; transcription initiation at RNA polymerase III promoter. Gene Ontology annotation, molecular function: DNA-directed RNA polymerase activity; DNA binding.